CCUUGCAGUCUCCACUUGGGAAGAGACACAGUUUACCUUCGCAGGUUACCCUGGGGCACCUCAACACCUAUCAUCACAUAGUCUCUGAAGACAACAUCUGAAGCAAAUCCAUCUUUCUCCAGGACCACAGACAGGUGGAACAGAGGACUUCAUCCUGAGCUACAACCCCAGACCUUUUUUUAAAAAAAAUUUUGAGAAGUGUCCUGUGUACCUGGCCUUGAAAUUCAGAUCUUCCUACCUCAGCCUCCUGAAAAGGAAUCUACAUAACCCUGUUUAAAAAGGAAUAGCUAUUGCCACUAUCCACUUAAGAUUCAUAAGCUGCCCUAACGUGUCUUGGAAUCACGGAAGAGUGUGAUCACACAUAUUUCACCAUCAGACUUGCAAGAUGGAUGUUACCAGUUUGUCCCAUGGAAGUCUACUUUCUGGGGACUCAGUCUGCAGUCAUGAAGAAGAGAUAGAGACAGAAAGGACAGUGGCUGACUCCCUGAGACAUUACCAAGAUUCAGGGACCUUUGAAGAUGUGGCUGUUGAUGGCCCCCAGGUGGAAAAACCUUUAAUGAACCCAACACGGAGAAGCAUACAUAGUGAUGGGAUGGUGAAGAACUACCAGAACGUGGCAACAGUAGGAUGUCAGACGCCCAUCAAACUCAGCCCUAUGGCUUGCUUGAAAGAAGAAUUGCUGACUGGGCAGAAGGAACUUCUUCAAGAUUUGGAAAUGCAGUUACAAACCAAAGAUUCAGCAAUUCAGCAGGAUUUUUUGACUGAACAUACUUCUGGUGGGAUACAACUGGACUCAGUGACCUUUGAGGAUGUGGCUGUGGACUUCACCAAAGAGGAGUGGACUUCAUUGGACCCAACUCAGAGAAACCUUUACAAAGAUGUGAUGCUGGAGAACUACCAGAACCUGUCUACAGUAGGACGUCAGCUGUUGAAACCCAGCCUCAUCUCUUGGUUGGAGGAAGAAGUAGAAUUGACCAUUGUGGAGCGAGGCUUUUUCCAAGAAUGGGAAAUGCACCUGAAAACCAAAGGUCCAGCCCUUGAGAAGGAUAUUUUCUGGUCAGAUAUAUCAAACGAGAUACAACAGGCAGGAAAUGACAAUGAAGGGGAGCUCUGUGACCCUAAGCAAUCUGGAAAAGUCUUCAGUGAAUAUACAGACCUUCAGGUACACGUGAGUACUCCGAAUACAGAGGACUCUUCAGAGUGUAAUCAAUAUGAAAAGGACUUUCUUCCGCUGCUGGAAAAAACCUCUCCUGAAGAGAAGUUUUCUCUUUUGAACCAGUGUGCAGAGCCUUCUACCCUGGCUCUAGAUACUUUCCACAGAACUUCUACUCACGACAAAUCCUUUGAGGGCAGUGAGUCUGGGAAAGCUUUUGUUAAUCAGUCACAGCUUCAGGGCCAUAUGAAAACUCACAGUGGAGAAAACCUCUCUGAAUUGGAGCAGUGUGGGAAAGCUUUUAGUCUCUCCACAAACAGUGAUGGGUAUGCUCAAAUGUCCACUGAGAAAAAUUUCUAUGAAUGUAAGAAAUGUGGGAAAUUCUUCACACACCCGGCUUACCUUAAUAUUCAUAUGCAGAACCACCCUGUUGAAAAACCAUAUAAAUGUCAGGAAUGUGGGAAAGCCUUCACACAGCGCUCCAGCUUAAUUGUACAUCUACGACAGCACACUCGAGAGAAGUCUUAUGAGUGCAAGGAAUGUGGGAAAGCCUUCAUUCAACCAUCACGCCUUACUGAACAUAUGAGAUGUCACACAGGAGAGAAACCCUUUCAGUGUGAUCAUUGUGGGAAUGCCUUUGCUUCUUCCUCUUAUCUUACUACACAUCUGAGAACCCACACUGGAGAGAAGCCCUUUGAGUGUAAUGUAUGUGGGAAAGCAUUUACACGUUCCUCCUACCUUCUUGGUCACAUACGAACUCACACUGGAGAGAAACCCUAUGAAUGUAAAGUAUGUGGGAAAGCCUUCAGUGGACGCUCAUGGCUCACUAUUCACUUACGAAAACAUACUGGGGAGAAGCCCUAUGCAUGUACAUUAUGUGAAAAAGCCUUCACCAGCUUUGCUCAACUUACUGAGCACACAAAAACUCAUACUGGUGAGAAGCCCUUUCAGUGUAAGGUAUGUGCAAGAACCUUUAGAAAUUCCUCAUGCCUUAAGACUCACUUUCGAAUUCACACUGGAAUAAAACCCUAUAAAUGUAACUUCUGUGGGAAGGACUUCACUGCUCGAUCAGGCCUUACUAAGCAUGUACUCAUUCACAAUGGUGAGAAACCCUAUGACUGUAAGGAGUGUGGGAAAGCAUUUAGUACAUCCUCAGCGCUUGUUGAACAUAUAAGAAUUCAUACAGGGGAGAAGCCCUUUGAAUGUUACAAAUGUGGUAAAGCCUUGGCUUAUUCCUCAUCUCUUGUUGCACAUUUGCGAUCUCACACUGGAGAGAAGCCCUUUCAGUGUAACCUGUGUGAGAAAGCAUUUUCCCGAUCCUCCUACCUUCGCAUUCACAUGCGAACUCACACUGGUGAGAAACCCUAUGAAUGUACAGAAUGUGGGAAAACCUUCCCUGAGCGCUCAUGUCUCACUAAGCAUGUAAGGACACAUACUGGGGAGAGGCCAUAUGAAUGUAAGGAGUGUGGGAAAGGUUUCACUAGCUUUGCUCAACUUACAGUACACAUAAAAACUCACAGUAGUGAGAGGCCCUUCAAAUGUAAGCUAUGCACAAAGUCUUUCAGAAAUUCUUCAUCCCUUGAGACCCACUUUCGAAUUCACACUGGAGUAAAACCUUAUAAAUGUACUUAUUGUGGGAAAGACUUUACUGCACGCUCAGGCCUUACUAUACAUUUACGAAAUCACACUGGUGAGAAGUCCUAUGCAUGUCAGGAAUGUGGGAAAGCCUUCACUACUUCCUCAGGCCUUAUUGCACAUGUACGAAGUCACAAGGGUGAGAAACCCUUUGAAUGUGACCACUGUGGGAAAGCCUUUGCGUCUUCCUCAUAUCUUAAUGUACAUCUGAAGAUUCACACUGGAGAGAAACCUUUUCAGUGCACAGUGUGUGGAAAGACAUUUACCUGUUCUUCUUACCUUCCCGUUCACAUGCGAACACAUACUGGGGAGAAGCCCUUUCAGUGUAUGAUAUGUGGGAAAUCAUUUUUAUGGUCCUCUUACCUUCGUGUUCACAUGCGAAUUCACACUGGAGAGAAGCCCUAUGUAUGUAAGUACUGUGGAAAAGCCUUUACUGAGCACUCAGGCCUUAAUAAACAUUUACGAAAACACACCGGAGAGGCACCAUAUGGAGAGACACCCACACCACUCAGAGAGACACCCACAGUGUUUGGAGAGUCACCUGUACCUUUUGGAGAGACACCUGGACCUGCGUCUUUUGGAGAGACACCUGCACCAUUUCGAGUAACACCAUAUGAGUACAAGGAAUGUGAGGAAACCUUAAAUAGUCUCGAUGCUAACAUAAACCCUUCUGACAUUAAUGAACAUGAAAACUCUGGAGAGAAAUGCUUUGUAAGGAAUUCAGAAAAUGUUUUGGGAAGUCCUUAAUCCUUAGCAAUUCAAUUCAGUCUUAAGAAAUCUUAUGAAUAUAUGCAAUGUAAACCUUCAUUUGUGGCUUGAAAGAACAUUGAGGAUGCUCCUUGAAUUUAAGGAACAUGGAUAUGUCAUUGAACUUACUUUGAAGCUAUGUAGAAUAAGAAACAUGCAAACCUUUUUGUAUUUCCUGGAGUCUUAAUAAAUAUGUGAGGAGUUCCAAUAGAGCAAA
Molecule: messenger RNA, 3752 nt
Organism: Heterocephalus glaber (naked mole-rat)
Lineage: Eukaryota; Metazoa; Chordata; Mammalia; Rodentia; Bathyergidae
Biological process (GO): regulation of transcription by RNA polymerase II
Cellular component (GO): chromatin; transcription regulator complex; PcG protein complex
Molecular function (GO): DNA-binding transcription factor activity, RNA polymerase II-specific; RNA polymerase II cis-regulatory region sequence-specific DNA binding
Source: RefSeq, a predicted model, not a curated record